GUUCUCCCCUCCCUCCUCUCCUCAAUGUACGGAUCUCCGAGCUCUCCCAUUACAAAAAAUUGAUCCCCUUCCCCCCCCCCUCCUCCUCCUCCUCCUCCUCUCACUAUCUCUCUACUGGACUGGAUCUCAGUAACCAUGUCUCCUUUGAUCUUGUAUCAUCUUAUUUUCCUAUCCUAUCUCUCGGCGGCGGUGCCGCAGCAGCAGCCAUAUCCGAACCGAUGCGGGGAGCGGUGCGGCGGCGUCGUCCUCCCCUUCCCCUUCCACCUCAACUCCUCCUGCGGGCCCGCCGUCGACGCCUUCCGGCUCUCCUGCCGCCCCCCCGACUCCGGCCUGCUCUACCUCUCCCUCGCCCCCUCCGCCGAUCUCCGCGUCCUCGGUUUCCUCCCCUCCGGCUCCCUCCUCCUCGACUACUCCUCCCUCGUCAACUCCUCUUCCCCAUGCGACCGCUGGUACGCGGAUGUCGGCAAAUUCCCCGCCCUCGGCCGGAGCCCUUUCUUCGCGGUCACCGCCGGGAACGUCCUCCGGCUGUACGACUGCGAGGACUCGUCGAUAUGCCGGGAGGGGUGCGAGGCGAUCGGCGGCGGGGCGUGCGGCGGGAGCAACCGCACGGACUUCGGGUGCUGCUACCCGCUGUCGGACGGGAGCGCGUGGAAGGCAGGGGACGGGUUCUCGGCGUUCGCGGAGUUCGGCUGCCGCGGCUUCUCGAGCUGGUUUGUGAACCGGUCGGCGGCCGUGAGGGGGAUCGAGGUGGAGUGGGCGGUGCCGAGGGGGUCCGGAGGCGGUGCCGUCGACUGCGCGGAGGGGGCCGUCGUCGUGAACGCCACGGCGGUGCACGGCGGGGUGAGGUGCGCGUGCGGCGCGGGGUACGUCGGCGAUGGGUUCGCCCAGGGAGCCGGAUGCUUUAAAGAUUGCAGCGGUGACGGGCAAGUAACUGAUAGUAGAGACUGCUGUAAGGGAAGAUUUUGCACAAAGAGAGCUGCUGCUCUCGCUGGAGUAUCUGUCUCAGCAUUCUUCUUAGCUGCUGCGGUUGUAUUCUGCUUCCUCCUAAGGCAGCCUGUGAAGGAUACCAAAUGGGAUUUCGACCCGGCUUGCCUUCCGAAGAUACUCGGGAAGGCAUGCAACACGCGGCAGUUCACAUACGAGGAGCUAAACGAAGCCACGAAAGGGUUCGAAGAUCAGAAACUCGUCGACUUUGUUGACAGAUCAGUCCACACCGGAGUACUCUACGACGGGUCUGUAGUGGCAGUGCAAAAAGUGAACUGCGAGACACAAGAACACCUUAGACAGGUUCUUGAGAGAGUAGAGAUUCUCUCCCAAAUUUCACACAGAAAUAUAGCUCGAAUCAUCGGAUUCUGCUUCGACUCGAACAACGUGCUACUUCUAGUACAUGAACACUUCUCAAACGGGACACUCCGUGAACAUAUAAGGCGAGAAAGAGGCAACAGUCUUAGCUGGUACCUUAGAGUUAAUGUUGCUUCAGAAGUUGCAGGUGCUCUUGCUUAUCUUCAGUCCCAGGUUGCUAUUCCCAUCAACCUUAAUGACCUAAAGUCAAGUGAGAUCCUUGUUGAUGUCCAAUAUGCUGCUAAGAUUGCUGGGUAUAAGCUGAUCACGUCUCAAUUUGCGAAUGGCUCCUGCUCAUAUACUGUCCCUUGUGAUUCAGAUGUAGUGCGCAAUUUUGGUCGGCUUCUAAUGGAAUUGAUUACGGGAUCGGAGCACGAGCAUACUCUGGAGAUGGUUUCAUCCAAGGUGAAAGAUGGAAAGGUUCAUGAGAUUGUGGAUUCAUCUCUAAUACACGGCGAGCGCCAGCUGGUCGAAAAUGAAGUAGAGAGAGUGGCGAGCUUGGCUGCUCGAUGCUUAUCGAGAAGGGAAAAUGGCGGGCCUUGUAUGUUUGAGGUCGCGAAGGAGCUCCUGGGAAUUGGUAAAGAGAACAUAGGCAGCAGUAGCAGGAUAGAAAUCACACUCGAGGAAACUUUUUCAAACUCAAGCCUUCUUCAGAUGAUAUCGAUGUCGCCCGAGUCCAUGCGUAUCCAAUGAUCCGGUCAGAGAAUGAAGUCAGAGAAUGAAAGGUUCCUUGCCUCGUGAUAUCUAGACCAAUCUUUGUUUUGACUGGAAUAGUAAUGAGCUAAUGAUGUAGAGUCUAUGCUGCUUGCUUAACUGAUAAAUGAAAUGAAUGUCUGUCUUGUACAUUUAAGUCGCAAACUUAUUAUGGCAAGAACUCAUUUCAAUUGCCAUUUAAAAUCAUUUACUCAUUUGGCUGAAAUUGCCUUCUGAAAACAUUAAUCCUGCAAAUUUACUUUUUCUCAGUUGUGAUGCAAUGUUGGAUUAGGGAAUCCACUAGUUCCAUGCUGAAUUUUUAUCUGAAAUCGAAGGCA
Molecule: messenger RNA, 2372 nt
Organism: Ananas comosus (pineapple)
Lineage: Eukaryota; Viridiplantae; Streptophyta; Magnoliopsida; Poales; Bromeliaceae
Product: probably inactive receptor-like protein kinase At2g46850
Exons: 3
Coding region: 136-2034 (632 amino acids)
Biological process (GO): protein phosphorylation; cell surface receptor signaling pathway
Cellular component (GO): plasma membrane
Molecular function (GO): protein tyrosine kinase activity; ATP binding; protein serine/threonine kinase activity
Source: RefSeq, a predicted model, not a curated record